AUGUCUCAGAGUUCUCCCUCAAAGAAAUCGUCUCCUUCCUCUGAAACAGCAUCAGGAUCUAGGGCACCCAAUGUGGUGAGUGAUCAAGAUGUUGUGUUGAAUGUUGUGCCAUUGAACUCUGUUCCUGCUACCGAUCCUGUUCAUAAUCCACCAAGAAAGAUGCAUGCAAGAAAAUCAACUGGUGGAUCUGUUCCAGAAACUUUUUCUGUUCAAGGUAGAGAGGGCUCAGCUUAUGUUCAUAAUGCGAUCGUAGAUAUUGUCACAAGAAUCUUGAAUGAAGGGCACCAGGUUGAUGGAAUAUCUGUUCCUCUUGCCCAAAUUCCUGCCUCUGAGAACAGCAAAUAUGAUCAAGAUGGUCAAGAUGAUGCUAGCAAAGAUCAGGGUGAUGUUGAGACAUCUGUUGACAACAAUGAUGAGAAGACCCCUGGUGCCAAAGAUGUUGAGACAUCUGAAGCUAUCAAUGUUGAAACAUCUGGUACUAAAGAUGCUGAGAUUCUUGAACCUGAGAAAGCUGAAGAGGUUCCUGCUGCUCCUUCUAAAGAAACCCUUAAUGAAGGCCCUACUGUGCAUGAUGUGGUGAAUCUGGAUGAUCUGGAUGAUUCUAUUGACAUUGCUGAUGGUGAGCUCAUCUCUAGCAUCUCUCAUAGAGUCAAGACUCGUAAGGGAAAACAGGUUUGUGAUCAAGAUUUUUCCAAACCUCAAGUUACUCCUCAAGUUACUCCUCAAAAGAAGGUCACUAUAAAGAAGAUCAAGAAGGUCCCUGCUGAACCUUCAACCACUGGGAGCAAGACUGCAGUGAAGAAGAGGAAGGAAAGAAGUGUUUCUGCCCCUGAAGAUGAUGUCUUAAGUGAUGAAUUUAUUGUGAACUUGUCUCAAGAUUGUGGUGAUGGAAGAACUGAGGAUUUUCAUAAGGUGUAUGUUAGAAGAAAGUGUAUAGAUUUUUCCCCUGCUGUUAUCAACCUAUAUCUAGGUAGAGAUGUUGAGGCUCAACCUGAGCUUGAAGUGACUGAUAAUGAGGUGUGCAAAGUAAUCAUUGGUGGUAAGGUUAAGAAGUGGCCUAUAAAGAGCAAACUGUCUGCUAGUUCUCUUAAUGUCAGGUAUGCAUUGCUACACAAAAUUGGUGCUGCUAACUGGGUGCCUACCAAUCACACUUCUACCAUUGAUGUUGGCCUAGGAAUAUUUAUUUAUGCUGUGGGAACCAAGACAAAAUUUGACUAUGGGACUUAUAUAUUUGAUCAAACUAUGAGGCAUGCUGGUACCUCUGCUACCAAGCUCCCUAUUGCAUUCCCAUCCCUGAUUGUGGGAUAA
Molecule: messenger RNA, 1308 nt
Organism: Vicia villosa (hairy vetch)
Lineage: Eukaryota; Viridiplantae; Streptophyta; Magnoliopsida; Fabales; Fabaceae
Exons: 2
Coding region: 1-1308 (435 amino acids)
Source: RefSeq, a predicted model, not a curated record